Messenger RNA from Chondrus crispus (carragheen), 1743 nucleotides. RefSeq names its product glycosyltransferase-like protein similarity to GT77 enzymes. The transcript has a single exon. Lineage: Eukaryota; Rhodophyta; Florideophyceae; Gigartinales; Gigartinaceae. The record is from RefSeq and is a predicted model, not a curated record. The coding region runs from base 1 to 1743 and encodes 580 amino acids. Gene Ontology annotation, molecular function: glycosyltransferase activity.
AUGCUCGCGGCGACUAAUACGUCAAAGGAUACCGUCGCUGUUCUUAUUAAUGCAGAUAUUAUACUGUACGAUGACUUCCCGUAUGCUGUUCGCAAGAUCCGACGCGACUUCCCGCCGGGCUGGCUCGCUGUCGCUGCGCGUUGGGACGUAACUUCGCUUCCUAAUUCGCUACCUGUCCUGGGGCCGGGGAGACGCCCAGAGGAGGAUGUGCGCCAUGCCGUCGUGCGACACGCUCGCACGAAGGGUGUGCUGCAUACGUAUGGCGGUAUUGAUCUUUGGGCGUGGGAUACCGCCGCGGGACCAUUGUACCACGGUCUUGUGCCGCCGUUCGUGUAUGGGAGGGGCAAGUACGAUAACUGGCUCACCCAUCAUGUCAUACGCGCCAAUAAGAGGGCUACUGUCGAUGUCUCAGAGGCAUGCACGCUUGUGCAUGUCAAACACGACCACCAUCUCGUCUCGGACGGCGCCGUCCCGCUGAGCAACUGGGCGCAGUCCGCGCCCUUGGUGUCAGACAUUUCGGCCCGCAACCAGGAGUUUUGGAGUACUGAUCCCAGGGGCAGGUUUGAGUUGUUUAUCAACUCCUAUCUCGCCGCCGCGUACGGGUCCUACGUAACCCAGAUGGGCACCAUUUUGCACGCACCCCUCAAAUUGACAAGCUGUUAUGAGCAUGAUGGCUUUUGCAUCUUUCAGCGCGUCAGGCCGCAUACGUGUCGAUGCGAGCACUCGCCUUAUGUUGCGGAGGCCCAGAAUGAUCCCUACAUAGUUGCUGAUUCUCGAGUCAUUUUUUGUGGCCUGCUCAGCGCUAACCGCGGCUCAAAUCCAGUUGAUGCCAAAGAGCGCUGGGCAAUCACGGGGCGCACUGACGACGAUGGCCCUGAAGGCGCCAAUUCCACUUCGCCUCUCACAUUUGGUCUCCCGUUGCUACAGGACCACUUGCUGCACGUCAUCGCGAGCAGGACUAAUUCGGAAAUCGUCUUUCUUGUCGUCGCCGACUAUUCGGAGCGCUCUCUGAUCAUGGAGUUGGUCUGCUCGAUGCGCACCCAUGAGUUGUUUCCAUGGCUCAUGGUUGCAGCCUUGGAUGAUGACUUGUACCGCUAUUGCGUCACCCGGGGGCUUCCGGUCUACUUGUCAGAGUUUGAUGAAUCGGGGUUUAAGGACCAUGUCAAUUUUCGAGAGCUGGCGAGAUAUCAACUCACGUAUGAGGUCUUGCGCAAGGGGAAACAAGUAUUCUCCAUCGAGCCCAGUAUCACCUUCUUCGCUCCGCUGUGGGAGUAUUUCGACAGCAAGGUGACAAAGGAUAUUGACGUCGCCAUUCUUUCCCGACCGUCAACAAACGAAAGCAUUGUCAAGGAUUUUAGCUAUAUACCCUCUGCGUUUGUCUACGCACGACCUGGCGAUCGGACGUUGGAUCUACUGAAAAGGGUGAUGAUUGGCUUGCAAGGACAUUCGGUGGGCUCCGGUAUGCUUCUACGACAUGCUGCGUGUGGGGUUAACGACGAGGGGCUUCGGAACAUGUCCCGCUGCCAGCUUGGUGACCGAGCAGUAGUUCAUCUCUUGGACAGGGAGCUGUUUCGAGCAAUCGAAGAGACGGGCUGCAAAUUCUGCGGUCCUCCAGUCUUGUAUUAUUCGGCAUUGUUUGGGGGGAAUGGCGAGCCGGAGGAGGCGAUGAAAGCCCUACGGCGCACUGGCCUGUCAAGCACAGUAGAGGGGCAGCAAUUUUGUGCUCUCACUAUGCAAGCAUGA